UAGGGACCGUCGUCCGCAGGCUAGGACCAGUUGGGAAAAGCUAGACAACAGGAACCCAGCAAACCUGAGAAAAGAAGAAUGCACUGUUUCUUUGUUCAAAGUGCCACUUGAUAUGGGAUAUGUGGCUGAGAAAAGACACCAAAGAAUUAGAUGAACUGCGUUUUUACACAAUGAACUUUCCACGUCAGUCGCCAUCUUCAACAUGGGUCAGGCACAAUCAGAAAAUGGCGAUGAAAUGCUCAACAGGAAAAGUCAUCCUGGUGCUGCUCUCAGUUAUCGUCGUUGUCCAGUUUGGUUUGCAGUUGAGGAUCAGCUACCUGGAAGGAGGUUUUGCACGUGGUGUCAUUCACGCAGAAGGUGAUAGUAACGUUCGAUUUCGAUUGGAGAAAAUUCCUGAUUUGAUCGGGAAAUUCAAACGACAAGUUGAUGAGCCAUACGUGAUUGCGCGGCCGCCUCCAAAGCCUCGCGAGCCACCACCAGAGACAAUAGUACUUCCGUUUAUUCCCCACGUGCCAGCAUGCAAUAUCACUGUGAAGGAGGCUCUGUCAGCGCUCAGCCGAGCCAAAACAGAGGAUUGCAAGGACCAGCUGAGGAGAGUGUCUUGUGCACACCAGCUCCAGCAGCUCUACUGGACGAAUUUCACUCGCACAUGCCCGGUGCAUGACAAUCCGGCCAUCAGUGCGAACAUGUCAUUGCCGAAGCUGCACCCGGACAUACCACGGGUCAGGAUACUGUUCAUGAUCACGGUUCAUGGUCGUGCAGUACGACAGGUCUACCGUGUCCUCAAGGCCAUCUACCAUGUCAACCAUUACUACUACAUACAUGUGGACGCGCGCUCUCAUUACAUGCUGGCCGAAAUGAACAAGCUGGCGGCCAAGUUUGACAACGUGCGUGUCACCCCGUGGAGACUAGCCACCAUCUGGGGUGGAGCGUCGCUGUUGCAAAUGUUGCUACGUGCCAUGGAAGAUGCUGAUGCAAUGACCGACUGGAACUGGGACUACUUCAUUAACCUGAGCGAAUCUGAUUUCCCAUUCAAGAACUUCACCUAUAUUGUGGACUACAUGACUGCAUGGAGGAAGCACAACUUUCUCAGAGCGCAUGGCAAGACUUCGCCAAGGUUCAUCCACAAGCAAGGCCUGGACCAGACAUUCUUUGAGUGCGAGCAUCACAUGUGGCGCAUCGGUCCGCGCAAGCUUCCCGAAGGUAUUCACAUUGACGGAGGUUCGGAUUGGAUCAUGCUCAAUCGUGACUAUGUGCACUACUUGGUGGCGAGCACGGACGCGGUCGCGCUGGGCUUGAAGCACAUGUUCUCAUACACGCUGUUACCAGCAGAGUCGUUCUUCCACACACUGCUUCGAAAUAGCCCUAUGUGCCAAACGAUGGUCAAGAACAACCUGAGGCUGGCCAACUGGAAGCGCUCGCUUGGAUGUCGUUGCCAGUACAAGGCAAUUGUGGAUUGGUGUGGCUGCUCGCCAAACGACUUCUUGUCAGAGGAUUUCAAGAAAAUCCAGGGACUGCAAGACAAACUCUUUGGCAGGAAGUUUGAAGCUGUCGUCAACCAAGACAUUAUCAACAAACUGGACUUCUGGCUGUUUGGUGCCUAUCCAGCAGGAACACCUGCUCUGGAUGCCUAUUGGGAAAACAUGUACAACUCUGAAGACUUUGGUGAGAGUUACAGCGACGUCCAGAUGACUCUGUACCGUAGUGUUGCACGGCUAUUGCGUGCGAAGCUAUCUGGCUGCAUAGCAGCGAAUGACCAGGCCAAUAUUCAAGAUGUGCAUCUCUAUCGGGAGAACGAUGUUUUCAAGGCCAUCAUCGUCAAGAUUCGAUAUGGGAACUCUGAGGAUUCUCCUGUGUUUGAAGCAUUUGUGGUACCAGCCGUGAAGGCGACGAAGUCUGUUGACAAUCCCGCUGUGCCGCGAUUCAAGUCGAUUUCUGUUGGCACCAAGUUUGACAAGAAAGAGUACGUUUAUCGCAACUAUGCUGGCAUCAUAGGUGUGCAAAGCCAGGUAGUGUUUGUCGUGCGCUAUACGACCGGACAAAGUUUGAAGCUCAAGGUUGUCUUCACGAGUCCAUCAGGGAAGAAGCAGAAAGUACAGCAUAUCGACACGAAUAAAGACUGGAGUAUUGCCGACCUUCCAGUGGACUUCCAGCUCUCGGAGGAACCUGGCCUUUGGCGUGCGGAUGUUGAAGUCUUGAAGCCAACAGCCGCUUCGCUGGGCAGUGUUCACUUUGUUCUCUUCCCAAGAGAGCUAGAAGGCAAUAAGGAAAUUGUCGACGCUGCAGGCGUGCAGCGUGCUGGCCUAGGCCCCUAUGUUGUUCUCAAGGACGACAUGGAUGUUCAGCAACAGCUCCAGGAUUACGUUGAUUCAGUGACACGACAGGCGUGGACUAUAAGUAGCCAUUGUGCAGUGUCUGGCUCCAGUCGACUGUGCCCCAGUGUAUCCUCAUGCUCCAAAACCUCGUGGAGCACACUAUCGCCCGAUCCGAAAUCAGACCUCCCAGACAUUAAGGCUAAUGGCCGCAUUCGGUAACCUAACCACUAUCGUCAUGGUAACCUAACCACUAUCGUCAUGGUAACCUAACCACUAUCGUCAUGCGACGGAUGUUUUAAAGUACAAGUAAUCUUAUUUAUGUUUCCUCCUUGCCGCCGGCAUGUCCGCAAUACUACCCAACUAGUUGACUGCUAUAGUUGCUGUCAGCUUGAUCCGGUCAACUGUGCCCUGUUUCCCAUUGGUGACUUCUAAAACUAGGUAUAAUUCAUGCCGCUUUCCAAGUUUCUUGAGUUUCAGCGCUCUACACGCUCUGCACCAUCUCUUUCCUUUCCCUCUUUCUCGUGUGUGUAUUCUGGGGGGUCAGUCACUAUUUUCUGUCUCUGCCUAGGUUCUAGUCUUCAUAGUAGGUAGAUCAUGAAUUAGCAGUACUGGUAAUUAGUAACCGUGCGGGUACCUGGGCUGCCACACCACGACACACACACACAGAGCAUAGAAUGCUGGCAACCGUAUGUUUUCACACGUGUCCCGAAAUAGUAGUAUGGUCCAAGACUGCCCCGGCGUUUCUGCAACUGGACCAGUGCUGCUGCUGCUGCUCGUGAUUCAUCAUGCCACCUAACAAUACCUUCUGAUGUUUCUUUAUUGUGAUUGUUUCGCUUAUUUUAACUUUGCUCGUGCUCUGACAUGUUGAGUUCAUCUGCUUCCUAUUCUCACUUCCAGUGCUACCAGCUAGUAUAUUUUGGGCUGAGGUAUUUUGUGCUCGGCACCCGUUCAAUGUGUUUGUGUGCUUGUUAUUUUUAAAUUCUUGUCAUUGUUCGUAUAUGUAGCUGCUUUGGAACAGAAGUAUUCAAUAUUUUAGACAA
Sycon ciliatum is the source of this 3355-nucleotide messenger RNA. RefSeq names its product xylosyltransferase 1-like. Gene Ontology annotation, cellular component: membrane. NCBI's taxonomy places the organism in Eukaryota, Metazoa, Porifera, Calcarea, Leucosolenida, Sycettidae. The record is from RefSeq and is a predicted model, not a curated record. Gene Ontology annotation, molecular function: protein xylosyltransferase activity. The transcript has 11 exons. Gene Ontology annotation, biological process: chondroitin sulfate proteoglycan biosynthetic process; heparan sulfate proteoglycan biosynthetic process. Bases 120 to 2534 code for a protein of 804 amino acids.